Molecule: messenger RNA, 1174 nt
Organism: Daucus carota subsp. sativus
Lineage: Eukaryota; Viridiplantae; Streptophyta; Magnoliopsida; Apiales; Apiaceae
Product: 14-3-3-like protein
Exons: 4
Coding region: 173-940 (255 amino acids)
Biological process (GO): intracellular protein localization; signal transduction
Cellular component (GO): cytoplasm
Source: RefSeq, a predicted model, not a curated record
CAACAGCUGUAUUCCUUUCAUUCUCUCUCUCACACACACUACACACACAAAAUUAAAUUGAAACCCAAAAUCCCCAAACGCCCUUUUCCAUCCCACUCUCCGUGUCCCAAACACUCUCUCUCUCUCUCUCGCUCUCUCUCUCUCUAUACAACCUCUCUAUCUCCCAUCAUCAAUGGCGUCUCGCGAAGACAACGUCUACAUGGCGAAACUCGCCGAACAAGCCGAGCGAUACGAAGAGAUGGUCGAGUUCAUGGAGAAGGUCGUCGCCGCCUCCGACUCCGGCGAGGAACUCACCGUUGAGGAGCGCAACCUCCUCUCCGUUGCCUACAAAAACGUCAUCGGCGCUCGCCGUGCCUCCUGGCGCAUCAUCUCCUCCAUCGAGCAGAAAGAGGAGAGUCGCGGCAACGAUGCACACGUGGCAACGAUCCGUGAGUACAGAUCCAAGAUCGAGAGCGAGCUCUCCUCGAUCUGCGAUGGCAUUUUGAAGCUUCUCGACUCCAAACUCAUCGGUGCUGCCUCUAACGGUGAUUCCAAGGUCUUCUAUUUGAAGAUGAAAGGUGAUUAUUAUAGGUAUCUUGCUGAGUUUAAGAUCGCUUCCGAGAGGAAAGAAGCUGCUGAGAAUACUCUUAACGCCUACAAAGCUGCUCAGGAUAUCGCAAAUGCGGAGUUAGCUCCAACUCAUCCAAUCCGUCUAGGGUUGGCACUCAACUUCUCUGUGUUUUACUAUGAGAUUCUGAGCUCUCCAGACCGUGCCUGUAAUCUUGCAAAACAGGCUUUUGAUGAAGCAAUUGCGGAGUUAGACACUCUAGGAGAGGAGUCCUAUAAGGACAGCACAUUGAUAAUGCAGCUUCUCCGUGAUAACCUCACUCUAUGGACUUCAGAUAUGCAGGAUGAUGGCACAGAGGAGAUCAAAGAUGCACCCAAGCCUGAGAAUGAGUAGUGAAGUUUCUUUCAGGAUUGGUCAUGCCUAUGCUUUGUAAUAGUUCCUUUAUAAAUUGGAAGUGUUGCUUGUGUAUUUCUGUUGAGUAUCAACUCUAGCAUUAGGAUGUCUUGAAUUCUGGUCAUUUAGCAGUGCUAUGACUAUUUGAUACCUCCCUUUAUUUAGUUGAUUGUCAAACUUGCCAUUUGAACACAUCAGAUAUUCAGAUGUAUGAAGUGGGCGAUUAGUUUUGAA